AUGUGGCGGUCCUUAUUGUUAGCAGUGUUUCUAGUACCAUGUCCUGUAUCAUUACUCGAUUUGGAAUAUCUCGAUCCAACCAAACUACAGACAGUGGCCUCGGCACACGCCCAAAAGCGUGCCGCCUUGCACAUCAUACGAAGGUACUCAAAACAAGUAUUCGUUGAAAUCAAUCAUCUCUGGUUUUAUAACGGCAGAGACUCCUUCAACAUAAAAACCACUGAUGGAUUUUUAUUCAUCAAAGCCAGCACCGGAGUUGCUGCAGUUUGGGGCUUCAACUAUUACCUCAAGAAAUACUGUAAGAGCCAAAUUGAGUGGCAGACCCAGAACGUUAAUAUUCCAAAAUUCCUUCCCUUCGCCGACGAAACAGUUGUAGCAAAUGACCGAUUCCGAUACUAUCAGAACACGUGCACCGUAUCUUUAAGCUUCGUCUGGUGGAACAUCGGCGAUUGGAAGAAGCACAUAGAAUGGAUGGCAUUGAAUGGAAUCAAUCUUACAUUGGCUCCUGUGGCUCAGGAAGCUAUUUGGGCUCGAAUAUACCGUAAACUUGGCAUGACACAAAGAGAAAUAGACAAUCACUUCACUGGACCACCGUAUUUAACUUGGCUGCGAGCUGGCAACAUCCAUGGCUGGGGUGGGCCACUGCCUCCCUCGUGGCAUAAACUCCAAUUACAGAUACAAGAAACAGUUAUUGACUCCUUACUGAAUCUUGGAAUUGUCCCUAUAAUACCAGCCUUUAAUGGUCAUGUACCUGUGGAAUUUUCGAGGAUAUACCCGAAUCAAACGUUUUACAAUGUAAAACCAUGGAGUAACUUUGGUACCGACUACUGCUGCGGGUUAUUUGUUAGUCCGAUCAAUCAUAUAUUUAAGAAACUUGGUAAGAUGUUUUUAGAAGAAUUGGGUAACAUGCCAGGUUGUCACAUAUUCAUAUCAAAUCCGUUUAACGAAGUGACUUUACCUGACUUUGAUACAGAGUUAGCGCUUGAGACAGCUGGAGCUAUUUUUGCAACGAUUUCUGAGUUCGAUCGGCGAGCAGUUUGGGUAGUGCAAAAUUCUAUGUUUGUCAACAGGUGGCCAAAGGAAAGAGUUGAAGCUUUUUUAGACGCAGUACCAUAUGGAAGAAUGCUUGUGCUUGAUAUGGAAUCAGAGAGGUUACCAAAAUAUUACUCUUUUAACAUGUAUUAUGGUCAGCCGUUCAUCUGGUGCAUGCUGCACAACUUCGGUGGCACACUGGGCAUGUUCGGUAAUAUGAUCACGAUAAACAAGGACGUGUACGAAGUGCGGUCGCACGAUAACAGCACCAUGAUCGGCAUCGGCCUCACUCCGGAGGGAAUCAAUCAGAACUAUGUGGUGUACGACCUGAUGCUAGAGUCUGCCUGGCGCAAGUCUCCCGUUGAAGACCUCAAUGCGUGGGCCGCUGAAUACGCAGAGAGAAGAUAUGGGUGCGAAGCCACAGAAGCUUGGAGAUUCUUACUUAAAAGUGUUUAUAGUUACGAAGGAUUUGGUAAAAUAGAUGGCUCAUACAUUACGACCAAGAAGCCUAGUUUCAACUACAGCCCUUGGGCUUGGUAUAAUAGUAGUGAUCUAUUUCAAGCAUUGAAUAAAUUACUUUUCCUCAACAAUAGCACUUGUGAUUCUAAAGGAUACCGUUAUGACUUAGUGGAUUUGACGCGACAAGUUUUACAAUAUAGAAUCGAACAGAUAUUUCUUAAACUAGUAGACGAGAGAAACACAAGUAGGUAUAAAGACACAGUAGAAUUAUUUUUGGAUGCUUUUGAUGAUCUGGCUAUGAUUCUGGCUACUGAUACCAAUUUUGUGGCUGCACCUUGGUUUAAGAAAGCAAGAGAUUUAGGUAAAACACGUGAAGAAGCAGAUUUGUAUGAGCACAAUGCUUGGAACCAGCUAACUACCUGGGGUCCUAAUGGACAACUUAACGACUAUGCGUGUAAGCAAUGGUCAGAAAUGGUCGCGUAUUACUACAGGCCUGGAUGGGCGAAAUUUUUGUAUGGCACGAUGAGAGCAGUAAAUAGAAAUUGGGAAUCGACGGUAAAGCCAGGUAAGGUGAAACAAAGGCUAGUUUAUAACACGAAGAAUGUUUUGCUCCGUGGCAUGAGGAAGAAGAGUCCUUAUGGCAUGGCUCUGCGGUUAUACUACAAAUGGAUAUCGAUACCUGGUCUCCGAGAUCUACGUAUUGUUACUGCCGAGAAUCCUGUUGAUGGGAAAACUUUUGAAGGAGGAGAUUAUUAUGAACCAGACUAUGUGAUAGAUAAGUGA
Molecule: messenger RNA, 2274 nt
Organism: Spodoptera littoralis (African cotton leafworm)
Lineage: Eukaryota; Metazoa; Arthropoda; Insecta; Lepidoptera; Noctuidae
Source: the annotation of a GenBank genome assembly